CCAUAAUUCGAACGCUUCCUAGUCCGAGUCAGGCUGUCCAAUUCGCCUUCCCCAUCCUUGUUCUUUUUAUCCAUCAUGCUGUCACUCUGAGCCAAGCCAUGGUCGUUGAUGGUGGUUGUGGCAACAUUGUACCCAGAGGUAGCUUUGCGCAGACGCCCACUGAUAUGACAGGGCUUGUACCCAGAGGUGCUUUGGCGCAGGCGUCCACUGCGACAUGCAUAUCUUCUGAUAGAUGGAUGAACAACAGCCUCCAACAGAACCCUUGCGUGGUUGCUUCCUACCUCCAGGGCGUCUGCGUGGGUGGAGAUUUUACAGUCGGUCCUUUGUCUUCCGGUUGGUUUUAUGGAGCUCCCUCGGGCGAUGAAGCAACCGCUUGCGCAUGUAGUACAGUAACCUACUCGAUGUUGGCCGCUUGCAGCGUUUGUCAGGAUACCUUGUAUUUGUCCUGGUCUUCCUGGUGCUCCAACUGCUCCAUGAUAUCCAUCGGAUUAUAUCCGAUGGACAUUCCUGCUGGUACCAAAGUUCCGAAUUGGGCAUAUUUGAACGUGACUGCUGGGUUCGACCCUAUCGCAGCGCUAAACAACGGAGACUUCCCGGAAUCUACUGCAACCCAUGUACCAUCUACUACCACUACCACAGUCACUUAUUUGUCCACUUUGUCUGCUUCGUUCAUCACUGUGUACGCCUCUUUGACUAGUUCUUCAGCCGCAGCCACAGGACUUUUUCCGUCAUCAACAUCUACUAGUAGCUUAACAAGUUCAAACGUUAGAACUGUAGCUGGGGGUGUUGUUGGCGGAGUUAUAGGAGGUGCAGCCAUCAUAAGCUUCGUGAUCUGGUUCCUUGCCAAACGUCAUCUCUCCUCAAAACCAUCAGCCGCUUUCAACAUAGGUGGAGGUCCGGACCGCAGUCGAAGUUUUUACUCUACUCACACUAAUACAUUUUCGAUGACGCGGCAAUCACGUCUCUAUGACCCCUCGAACCCAACCACAUUCCCAAGUCAUUCUCACUCCCUCACCGGCCUAAUCACCUCAUCUAGCAACACAGACCCAAAUCCAUUGAUGCCCUCACCCGUCCUUCCCCAACAGUUCCGUCUAGGACAGUACGCUAGUAUUCCACAGAUCUAGAGUGGCUUAUCUCACUUGAUGUUCUGGUAAACAAAAGUUGAAACGUUGCUUUUCAGACUUGAUGGGUACUACUCAUAAUAAUAUAAAAAGUUCUCGGGAUGGCGGUU
Molecule: messenger RNA, 1231 nt
Organism: Suillus bovinus
Lineage: Eukaryota; Fungi; Basidiomycota; Agaricomycetes; Boletales; Suillaceae
Exons: 9
Coding region: 99-1124 (341 amino acids)
Source: RefSeq, a predicted model, not a curated record